Molecule: messenger RNA, 324 nt
Organism: Macroventuria anomochaeta
Lineage: Eukaryota; Fungi; Ascomycota; Dothideomycetes; Pleosporales; Didymellaceae
Exons: 2
Coding region: 1-324 (107 amino acids)
Source: RefSeq, a predicted model, not a curated record
AUGUCUUACGGCCAGUUCCUUUCCCAGUCCCCACUAACCAGUGCACCAAUAAUCUACACCAGCAGCUUCCCAGGCGUUGGUAAGCUCACCGUCGCCCGUGAAAUCGUCAAGAUCCUAGGCGAAGACAACACCAUCCUACAAGACAGCCACAAGCUGAUCGACUCCGUGAACACUUUGUGUUCACGAGGUCACCCUGACUAUCAGAAGGAGCGAAAGGCAGAGCGAGAGCGCCAAUUCGAGGCGUACGUUAAAAACUCAGAGUUCAAGGAUCGCGUCGUGAUAUCCACAGACUUCACAAACAUGCAACCAGAGGCUGCAAGAUAG